Chionomys nivalis (European snow vole) is the source of this 1578-nucleotide messenger RNA. RefSeq names its product solute carrier family 2 member 7 (gene Slc2a7). The record is from RefSeq and is a predicted model, not a curated record. Gene Ontology annotation, biological process: monosaccharide transmembrane transport. Bases 1 to 1578 code for a protein of 525 amino acids. Gene Ontology annotation, molecular function: hexose transmembrane transporter activity. Gene Ontology annotation, cellular component: membrane. Lineage: Eukaryota; Metazoa; Chordata; Mammalia; Rodentia; Cricetidae. The transcript has 12 exons.
AUGGAGAACAAGGGGACAGAGACACCUCUGCCCAAGCCACACACGAAAGGACGCCUCCAGCCCACCCUGAUCCUGACUACGCUAAGCGCAGCCUUUGGCUCAGCCUUCCAAUAUGGCUACAACAUCUCUGUGAUCAACACACCUCACAAGGUGGGCACGAGCAAUGGAUGGGGUCCUGUCUUUCAGGUCUUCAAGUCGUUUUACAACGACACGCACUUUGAGCGGUAUGGAACAUUCAUGGACGAGAAUUCCCUGCUGCUCCUGUGGUCCUGUACGGUCUCCAUGUUCCCUCUGGGAGGCUUGUUGGGGUCCUUGAUUGUUGGCCCAAUGGUCAAUAAAUGGGGCAGAAAAGGAACUCUGCUGAUCAACAAUGUCUUCGCUAUCACCCCUGCCAUCCUGAUGGGGGUCAGCAAAGUGGCCCGGGUUUAUGAGCUGAUCAUCUUGUCUCGAGUGCUGGUGGGAAUCUGUGCAGGCAUCUCCUACAGCGCUCUUCCCAUGUACCUGGGAGAAGUGGCUCCCAAGAACCUGAGGGGCACCUUAGGAACAAUGACUGAGGUAUUCGUCAUCAUUGGAGUCCUCUUGGCACAGAUCUUCAGUCUACAGGCCAUCCUGGGCAAUACCACAGGUUGGCCUAUCCUCUUGGCUCUCACGGGGGUCCCGGCACUGAUUCAGCUUCUCUCGCUGCCCUUCUUCCCCGAGAGCCCCCGUUACAUUCUAAUUGAGAAAGGAGAUGAAGAGACAGCAAGGCGAGCUCUAAGGAGGCUGCGAGGCUGCAACUACGACGUGGAGGCCGAGAUGGAAGAAAUGCGCGAGGAGGAGCGCAAGGAGCAGGCGGAGGGUCGCCUAUCGGUGCUCAACCUCUUCACCUUUCGGCCCUUGCGCUGGCAGCUGAUCUCCAUCAUCGUGCUCAUGGCGGGCCAGCAGCUGUCCGGGAUCAACGCGAUCAACUACUAUGCAGACACCAUCUACACAUCGGUUGGUGUGGACCCCACCCAGUCCCAGUACGUGACAGUGGGUUCUGGCGUGAUCAACUUAGUGAUGACUAUCGUCUCGGCAGUCGCUGUAGAGCGUCUGGGGCGGCGGAUUCUCCUGCUGUCUGGCUAUGGCAUCUGUGGCUUGGCCUGCGUGGUGCUGACCGUGGCUCUCCUCCUCCAGAGCACGGUCCCUGAGCUGUCUUACCUUGGCAUCGUUUGUGUCUUCGCCUACAUCGUGGGACAUUCCAUAGGGCCCAGUCCUGUCCCCUCGGUGGUGAGGACAGAGAUCGUCCUGCAGUCCUCUCGGACAGCUGCGUUCACGGUAGAUGGGGCCGUGCACUGGCUCACCAACUUCAUCGUCGGCUUGGCGUUCCCAUCCAUCCAGGUGGCCAUCGGGGCCUACAGUUUUCUCAUCUUCGCUGCGCUCUGCCUCCUCACCGCUGUUUACAUCUUCAUGAUAAUUCCUGAGACCAAAGGCAAGACAUUUGUGGAGAUCAACUGUGCCUUCGCCAAGAGAAAUGGAGUGGAGCUUCCAGAAGAGAAAGGAGGAGCGACGGCCGAGUCUCACACACCCUCUCUGCCUGACAAGCAGACGUCCUUUUGA